Molecule: messenger RNA, 1360 nt
Organism: Syzygium oleosum
Lineage: Eukaryota; Viridiplantae; Streptophyta; Magnoliopsida; Myrtales; Myrtaceae
Product: probable carboxylesterase 12
Exons: 2
Coding region: 66-1073 (335 amino acids)
Molecular function (GO): hydrolase activity
Source: RefSeq, a predicted model, not a curated record
CCAAAAGGAGACCCCGGUAUCAUUCACAUUACACACGGCGCAACUAAUUUAGUCGUGCAAAUCCCAUGACUUCUUCUGAAAUAGCCUAUGAUUUCUCUCCACACCUUCGAGUCUACAGAGACGGCCGAGUGGAGCGGCUUGAGGGAACAGCCACCGUCCCUCCGUCGUACGACCAGAACACCGGCGUCCUGUCCAAGGACGUCGCCAUCUCGGCCUCAACACCACGUCUCUCUGCUAGGGUUUACAUCCCAACAGAAACCACCAUCUAUAAUCACUCCGAUGCAAAUAGAAAGAAACUCCCACUUCUUGUUUACUUCCAUGGAGGCGCCUUUUGCGUGGAAACUCCGUUCUCCCCCAUGUACCAUGACUACCUGAACUCCUUGGUGUCGGAGGCCGAUGUGGUUGCUGUGUCCGUUCACUAUAGGAGAGCGCCGGAGCAUCCGUUGCCGGCGGCAUACGACGAUUCAUGGACUGUGCUUGAAUGGGUGUCGUCGCAUUCGGGCGGUGAUGGUCCCGACGAGUGGCUGAGUGCGUAUGCGGACUUGAGGAAGGUGUACGUGGCAGGAGACAGUGCCGGAGGUAACAUAGCGCACCAUAUGGGGCUGCGAUUUGGUUGCGCUCUCAAAUCUAAGACUUCAUCCUGGGUUGGAGGAAUUGACCUUAGAGGCAUCAUCUUGGUGCAACCAUUUUUCAUGGGCAACGAACCAAUCGGUAACGAGAGAACCAACCUCGCGACGCGGUCCUUGCUCGUCGGGCUGUGGCGCUUGGCGUGCCCGUCGGCCACGGACGGGUGCGACGACCCGCGAAUCAACCCGGAAAAGGAUCCAAGGCUCUCGAGCAUGGGUUGCGCUCGGGUCCUCAUCUUCAUUGCGGAGAAAGAGGUGCAGAGGGAGCGAGAGUGGCUUUACCGGGACUUGCUGGUGAAGAGCGGGUGGGAAGGAAGCGUGGAGGUCAUCGAGGCGAAAGGAGAGGGUCACCAGUUUCAUCUGUUCCAUCCAACGAGUGAUGACGCAGUGAGUCUGAUGAGACGAUUUGUUUCUUUCCUGAAAGAGAACGAGAUCGGUCGUGGGUGAUGGGGAUUGCCUUCUUUCUUCUUUGAUUGGUAUGGCGAUUGCUUAUGGUGUUGAAUAAAGUCACAAAUAAAUAAGGUGUAUGCGUCGAUUUUCAUCGGGGACUUGGUUAAAUAUGAUUAUUUGUAUUAGGGGUGUGGAAAAACACAGGACCAAACCGGGAACUGUCCGAACCGGCCGAUUCUGAAUAAUGGGAACCGGUUCCCAAUUCCCGGUUCCAAUUUAUUGAAAUCGAUGAGUACCAGUUUGGUUCUAUUGGAACCGCGAACCGGUAGGUGUGGAACCACCCA